Molecule: messenger RNA, 996 nt
Organism: Sinocyclocheilus grahami
Lineage: Eukaryota; Metazoa; Chordata; Actinopteri; Cypriniformes; Cyprinidae
Product: interferon-inducible GTPase 5-like
Exons: 2
Coding region: 1-996 (331 amino acids)
Cellular component (GO): membrane
Molecular function (GO): GTP binding
Source: RefSeq, a predicted model, not a curated record
AUGGCGUGUGGCCUUUACAGUCGCUACUUCCUGAUCCCCAAAAAGGACGGGGGUCUUCGCUGUAUUCUGGAGUUGACACUGCUGAACCGCGCACUUGCAAAGCGCUCGUUCAAGAUGAUAACAGUAAAACAGAUCCUCGCGCACAUUCAGCCCGGAGACUGGUUUAUCUCGGUGGACUUAAAAGAUGCCUAUUUUCACAUCGAGGACAGAGCUUAUCAAUUCAAAGUUCUCCCGUUCGGCUUAGCGUUAGCCCCGAGGACUUUUAUGAAGUGUAUCAAUGCAGCGCUUACCCUUCUCAGGCAGAGUGGAAUUCGCAUCUUGAAUUAUCUGGACGACUGGCUUGUUAUAGCCCAGUCGCAGGAUACACUGGAAAACCACAAAUGUCAGCUUCUAGAACAUCGGAAGCAUCUAGGACUGACGGUCAAUAUGGCUACAUCUGAAGAGUAUUGCGUAAUAACCCAGGAGGACUUAGAGGAUAUUAAAGACACCCUAUCUUCUCAGGAUCUCCCUUCAGCGAUAACCAUGAUAAAAGAAUACCUUAAAAAGCAGAAUCUUGUAGAACUUAACAUUGGUGUGACGGGAGAGUCUGGUUCUGGAAAGUCCACGUUUGUCAAUGCAUUCAGGGGUUUAGGAGAUGAAGAAGAGGGCUCUGCUAAAACUGGUGUAGUGGAGACCACUACAGAACCAGCAGUUUACCUUCACCCAAAAUACAAAAAUGUGAAAGUGUGGGAUCUUCCUGGCAUUGGAACACCAAACUUCAAAGCUGAUGAAUACCUUAAACUGGUUCAGUUUAAGCGCUAUGAUUUUUUCAUCAUCAUUGCUUCAGAUCGGUUCAGAGAAUGCCACACUCAGCUGGCCACAGAGAUUAUGAAGAUGGGGGAAAAGUUUUAUUUUGUUCGUUCCAAGAUUGACUUUUGCAUUACUGCUGAGAAGAGGAAGAAGAACUUUGACCAGAAAAAGACUCUGGAGAUCAUCCGAGAGGAGGGGGAAAUUUAA